AUGGAUAGUAAAUCAUCAAUUGUUUUAGAGAUAGGUGGUAGAUAUACAAAAUGUGGAUAUUCACCAGAAAGCUCACCAAGAUUUAUUAUUCCAACCAAUCUAUUACCAUUAAAUAUUUCAAGCUAUUUAUCAGGUGGUGCAUCAUUUGAUAAUUUUAAAAAAGAAAUUACAUCAGAUAAUGAAACAAUAACUACAACAAAUCAAAUACCUACAAAAUUACCAACACAAUCUCAAUUAAAAGAAUCUUUAUUUAUAUUUUUUAAAACUAUAUUUUUAAAUUAUUUAUUAUGUAAAUCAGACGAAAGAAAAAUAAUUAUAGUUGAAAAUAUAUUUUUACCAAGAUUAUUUAGAGAGAGUAUGGUAUCAGUUUUAUUUGAACAAUAUAGAGUACCAUUAAUUGUAUUUAUAAAUCCAACAGCAAGUUUAAUACCAACAUUAAGAACUACGGCAUUAUUAAUUGAUAGUGGUUUCUCAGAGACAAGAGUAUUACCAAUCUAUGAAGGUGUUGGCAUUCUAAAAGCAUAUAAAUCAAUAUCAUUAGGAUCAGAAUCAUUAAUCAAUCAAUUGAAACAAUACUUACAAUCAAAUAUUACCAAUGGUAUAAUCAUAGAUAAUCAAAAUAAUCAAUCAAUCACUGAUUCAAUGAUUUGUAAUCAACUUUUAAAUGAUAAAAUCUUAAAUUCAAUUCAACUAUUAGAAGAUAUAAUUACAAGAUGUUGUUUUUGUAGUUUUAAAAAUAAAAAUAAUAACAAUAUUGAAAUUAAUAAUAUAAAUUAUAGAAUUUCAAAAGAAUAUUCAAUAUUAAUUGAUGGUAAUAAUAUUAGAAAAGGUUUAGUUGAUGUUUUAUAUAAAGAUGUAAAUAAUAAUGAUAAUAAUAAUAAUAAUAAAGAGGAUGAUGAUGAAAAUUUAGAAGAAGGUAAUAUUGCAACAACAAUUUUAAAUACAUUAUUAAAAUGUGAACAUGAUCAAAGGAAACCAUUAUCACAUAAUAUUUUAUUAUUAGGUGGUACAACUAUGUUGGCUGGUUUUAAAAAGAGAUUAGUUUUAGAAUUACAUAGACAAUUAAAAAUGAAUGAGAAUUCAAUCUAUAGAAAUGAAUUAUUUGGUUUAAUUGGUCAUUUUCAGUUUAUAAAUCAUCCAUUUGAAAAUAAUUAUCUCUCUUGGUUAGGUGGUUCAAUACUUGCCAAUGCUUUAGAACAUGUUCAUAGUAAAAUCACUUUAGAAUCCUAUUUAAAUGCUCCUUCACAAUUCAAACGUUCACAAUUAAUACCAGAAUGGGAAAAACUUACAAAUAUAAAUAACUAUACUCAAAUCGCUCAAGCUACUAUGGGUACCACAAUUAAUCCAUUACAAUUUAAUUCAACUUCUUCUUUAUUCUCUCCUUUCACUUCUUCUUCUGAUUUAUCUUCUCAUUUAAAUAAAGAUUAA
This is a messenger RNA of Dictyostelium discoideum AX4, 1428 nucleotides long. It is a transcript of the gene arpH, whose product is annotated as actin related protein 11. NCBI's taxonomy places the organism in Eukaryota, Evosea, Eumycetozoa, Dictyosteliales, Dictyosteliaceae. The record is from RefSeq and is a predicted model, not a curated record. Gene Ontology annotation, cellular component: cytoskeleton. The transcript has 2 exons. The coding region runs from base 1 to 1428 and encodes 475 amino acids. Gene Ontology annotation, biological process: cytoskeleton organization.